UGCAAGCAAUUUUAAAUAUUUUUAAGAUACAAAUGAAGUCGCCAUAAUUGACCACAUAUCAGACAAGCGCGUUCACAUCAGAUAUCAACCCUCCUUGGAACAGCAGAUUGCCGAAGGUGAUUCGGAGGGACUGGAUGGUCAGUUUAGGGUGACGUAUGACGUAGCAAGACAAAAUGACGGUGGUGACAUGUUGUUGGUGAAUGGCUACUUUGUGCACUUUUUCGCUCCCACUGGUCUUGAACCUAGACCAAAGAACGCCGUAUUCAUACUUGACAAGAGUGGAUCUAUGUCUGGCACAAAAAUUCGACAACUCAGAAAGGCUAUGCGCACCAUUCUGUCACAACUCGAACCUGCAGAUAACUUUAACAUCAUAACAUUUGACAGUAGAAUAACUUAUUGGAAAAAUGAACAGCAGCUUGUUCCAGCAUCUGAAGCCAAUAUCAAUGCGGCAAAACAUUAUGUUAAUGACAUGCCUGCAAGUGGCGGAACCAACAUCCAGGAAGCAAUGCUUACUGGCAUUUCGCUGGUGGAGACACAUUCUAAUAGGGGCAGAUCAUCUGUUAUUAUCUUUCUGACCGACGGGGAACCAACUAGUGGUGAAACGUCACCGACGAGAAUAUUAGCGAGGGUUCUUGAGCGUAAUGAAGGCAGAGUGCCAGUGUUUUCCUUGGCAUUUGGACAAAACGCAGAUUACAGCUUGGUAAAGCGACUAGCAUCACAGAACAAUGGCUUUGGCAGAAAGAUUUACGAGGAUUCAGAUGCAGACUUACAGAUAUCAAAUUUCUAUUCCGAGGUUUCUACCGUUCUUCUGCAAAACGUCACAUUUACUUACCUCGAUGGCACCGUGGAAAGGGAACCCAUCAGAAUAAUAUGUGACCUAACACCGACUCUAAUGUUCGGGUCAGAGCUUGUCGUUACAGGACGGAUUUCAGAAGAGGAAACGAACGAACUUCAGCCCAUGAUAACAGGUAUUGGUGCCAAUGGAUUGGUAACUCUACACGUACCCGAUACUGCGCUUACCACACAACUAAAUAUCACACAAGACUCUGAUGCUUUCGGCAUCACGGAGAAACUAUGGGCUUAUCUCACUAUCAAACAGUGGAUUAAACAGAUGGAAGCAUCAACUGACGAAAAUAAACAAGAAAGUUGGAAAGAAAACGUUACUGCAAUGGCCCUCAAGUAUAAUUUUGUUACGCCCUUGACCUCAAUGGUUGUCACUCUCCCGGACGAGCUUCAAGUUUCUCCAGUACAAAUUGAGGGAGACGACAUGGGCCUUGAAGAGACUGUGGAUGUCCCUCAGCACCGCCAAAGUGGUAUAUUGCCGGCGUUGCUUGUUGGAAAAAGCCAAGCAGGGGUUUAUCAUUCAGGAGGUCAUAUAAUGCGUCACUCCAGCCGGAUGUAUACUGCUCCUAUGGCGACCUAUGACAUUCAAUCACUCCCUAGAAGGCGUAAACAACCAAUGGCAAGGUCGAAACUGCGAAAGAACCAAAAUAGAAUGGUGGCCCCAAUUCACCUGAUAACCAUGAUGCCCAACCAAUCUUACACGAACACAGUCCAACAAACUACUACACCACUAACACACCAACUAACUUCCACGAGCGCAAUCUCACAAACUACUACAAUGCUAGCAUCCCAACCAACUUCCGAGGGCACAAUCUCACAAACUACUACAAUGCUAGCAUCCCAACCAACUUCCAUGGGCACAAUCUCACAAACUUCUCCCACACCCCAACCAACCACCAUGAGCACAAUACAACGCAGUACAACCUCAGGCACGAUCCACCAGACCAGCACACCUACAGCCGAGUUUACUACCAAGAUCCCGAACAGCAGGCAACUAAUGAAGAUGCUUCGAACAAGAACUAAAGCAUCAGAUUACACUCUACUUGUUGUCAAGGGUGUCGACUUGCCCCUGUGCUUCAGGAAUCCGAGAAUCCAAUCUGUAGAUGAUUCGACCAUGUACAACUUAGCGAGGGACCCAGCUACCGCUUUUUCUGUCAGCGUUGGCUACACCUUUCACGGUUCCGGUAGACGACAGAGGACACGCAUCACUCGUAUAAGUAUCAAUGCAUCGGAUACCACAACCAGGAUGAGUCCAGGGUUCCGGGUGGAGGGCGAAGUCCGCCAACGAGCACAACCAUACUCUGUAUUCGGAGGGGGAGAGAACCCUAAAUGGGAGGUCGUCAAUCAAAAGUACAGACUUUCUCUUCUCGUUGAUUAUUCCAGAAAUACAAAUCGAAACCUCGAAGGAUCUUUGAUUAUUCCUAUAAAAGGGGAAGUACAAGAAAAACAACAUCCAAGAAGGAAUCGAUCCAAGGGAAAACUUAUCUUAAAGGCACUGAGGGGAGGAGUCAAGCAAACGAUCAAGACACGUGUUAAAUUCAGCAGACCUAUGCGUUGCUGGGUUGUAAAAACACAACUGAUGUUGAACGUAUAAAAAGAUAGUUCCAUUUAAUUCGAAGAAUCUUUUUAACAUCUGACAUUGUUAUUGUCAAAAACGACACAUUAUGUUAAAAGGAGUACUUCUUUAAGCAUUUUUUGUGACAAAAGUGUAGAUCUAAUUUAGUCUAUGUUUACAUCUCCACAGGCAAUUCUUACAACACAAUAGUUAAUGCAAUACCUGGUUACCAAACUUCAAUAGAUAUUCAAACUUUUACAUUUAGUUUAAUUAUAUCCAUCAAAUGAAUCAAAUAUAUGUAUUAGGAUUUCUGUUCAAAUGUAGUUUAUUCCAUAUUUGAACUAAAUUUGUCUCAAAUAACUUCUUAAAAUUCGAGAGAAAAAAACAAUCGAGAAAGAUGACAAUGCAAAUUGUCUAUGAUAACACUGCUAUUUCAAGUAAAUUGGAAAGUUAGAAUCCUAAAACUGAAAGAAAUGGGAAUGGUUAGCCAGUUAGCUUUAAAACCGAAUGGCAUUAUAUUGAGUUUAAUUCUCAAAUUUCAUGAACAGUUAUCGUCUUCAGCCUGUGUUUUCCCUUAUGUUUGUCAUAUGUAUAUAUAUAUUGCAGCCUCAAAAUGUUUAUUUUAUAUUUUUUUUAUAAAUCUGAAUUUUAUUUUUCUAUAGAAAUAUUGUUAUUGUCAAAAAUGUGUUUUGUCUCCAAAAACAAAAGUCUUUGGCUGUCAAACGCCUUCCCGACAAAUACAUAAUACUUAUUAUGCUAUAUACAAUUUUUGUCAUUUUCAUUCAAAUAUGAAAUUAAUGUUUUUUGAAUUUUAUCCAUUCUUGUAUUUAUGUGUGGAUAUUUUUUUCAUUGCUCAUAAAGUUGAUUAUAAAUGCAUUUCUUUAAACUCUUUCUCUUCCUUUUUUUUUACUAAAUAAAAGUGAACAAUUCUGA
This is a messenger RNA of Mizuhopecten yessoensis (Yesso scallop), 3331 nucleotides long. RefSeq names its product inter-alpha-trypsin inhibitor heavy chain H1-like. The transcript has 9 exons. The record is from RefSeq and is a predicted model, not a curated record. NCBI's taxonomy places the organism in Eukaryota, Metazoa, Mollusca, Bivalvia, Pectinida, Pectinidae. The coding region runs from base 188 to 2437 and encodes 749 amino acids.